AUGGCGCCAAUUAUCACCAGAGCCACGAAGAAACGGAUUUUCCGGGUCUUGUUUCGUAGCGCAAAAACAUCAGAAGAAGCAGGAGACAUGCAGGGAGAUUAUUGUGUGGCCAAAAUGACCUGCGAAGAUCCAGUCUUCCUUUUGCUCCAACAGCUCAUCACCAAAGAGGCGAGCAGCAGUGGAGCCAUUGAAAAGCUGCAGUCAGAGCACACAAACAGACAACAGCACAUCAAAGACCUAGAGGCAAGACUAGAGGAUAUACAAGACCAACUUCUAUCCAAGUUAAAAGCUUUAGAUGCUAUUCAGGAAAACAAUGCUUCCCUGCAACAAGAAAUCACUUCACUGAAAAGCACACUUGGACAUGUUACAGGAACUGAGGCCGCGUACUGCCUGUUGCCCCCUGCUCCGGUCCAGUUCCAGUAUAACUCAGGUUCCAAAGCCAGCAUCACAGCCAAGCCUUCGGAGAAAGUACUGUAUUCGCGGUUCCUGCACUCCACCUCAGCAGUGACCCUGUUACCUAGAAAGUCAUCAUCCAGAAUGGUCAGAUUUCCUGUAUCAUCACUUGUGACACUAGACAAAUCUUUAGCUCCCAACGAUGGCAGCUUAUUACUACAAAACCAAUACCUUCCUUGCUCCAGCACUUCCAGCCUUGGGAGCGAUGCACUCGGACAUGGUCAGGACUACAUCAGAGCUUUAUUCGCUGACUCCAGGAAAGCAUCUCCAGAACUGGUGGAGAAAGCAGGACGGCUACAUGUUCCACCCGACUACUACAACUCUUCGGCAUGCAGUGCUAUUGGGAACCUUAAAAUUGUUGAAGUUCAUUCAGCUGGUCAUUAUGUGAAGAUAAUUAACAGUUCUCCUGAUAAAGAAGAGAGCAUUGGAGAUUAUACACUCCAGCAGAACUGCAACGGCCAUCCAAUAGCCAUUUUCAAAUUCCCCCCGAAGAUCAGAAUGAAGGCUAAAUCUUCAGUAACGGUAUGGGCUGUGGAUUCUAGGAUGCCUCAUAACCCCCCAAAGGGCUAUCUCUGGAAGGAACUGAACAAGUUUAAACCAGGUCCAGAUUGCACCACUAUCCUCUGUAAUCCAGCUGGGCAGGCUGUUGCUUGGUACACGCCCAUAAACUGGAACAAAACGCAAACCAAGGAGGGUGAAGAAGAGGGCAGACCCCACAGAACCCUUAUACAGCCCCUUAUUGGGGUACAUCAGCAACAAGACCGAUGGAAAACUCGGACAUUUGACACAUGGAAGGGAAAUGCCAGCCAAAGCUGCGCAGAGGAGAAGGAACCCAAUUUCAUUUUAAGAGAAGAAAAGAUACCACCCAUCCUGUUUCCUGUUCAAAAUUCUUGGUGCCAAAGCCCAAGUUGCUUCACACAUCCCCAUUAUUCAAUGGAAAGGCAUUUGACCAUGGGCAGUGACAGGAGGAACCGGUGCAGCCAAACUAGGACACAACCGGUAAAAUCCGGUCCAGAUCCGGGCAAUCCCUACACAGGUGGUAGUCAUAACAUAAAGACAACAACAGAAAGCGGAAACAGGAAAGGUAGAAUAAGGCCAACUCGAUCAGCAGGGCCUAAUUUAGGUGGAGUGAUUUAUAUCGGUUCGGCUGCACCCAUCGGCUCUGCUUUACAGAAAUAUUUUGCCCAUUCAUCUUGCCACUUCAGGCUCCUGGCCCAGGCAUCUCUCGCUCCCGCUCGCUUUCCAUAG
This is a messenger RNA of Elgaria multicarinata webbii, 1701 nucleotides long. It is a transcript of the gene LMNTD1, whose product is annotated as lamin tail domain containing 1. Lineage: Eukaryota; Metazoa; Chordata; Lepidosauria; Squamata; Anguidae. The record is from RefSeq and is a predicted model, not a curated record. Gene Ontology annotation, cellular component: cytoplasm; nuclear envelope. The transcript is spliced from 11 exons. Bases 1 to 1701 code for a protein of 566 amino acids.